Nanorana parkeri is the source of this 3284-nucleotide messenger RNA. RefSeq names its product DIS3 like exosome 3'-5' exoribonuclease (gene DIS3L). Bases 136 to 3255 code for a protein of 1039 amino acids. The record is from RefSeq and is a predicted model, not a curated record. Gene Ontology annotation, cellular component: cytoplasmic exosome (RNase complex). The transcript has 17 exons. Lineage: Eukaryota; Metazoa; Chordata; Amphibia; Anura; Dicroglossidae. Gene Ontology annotation, molecular function: 3'-5'-RNA exonuclease activity; RNA binding. Gene Ontology annotation, biological process: rRNA catabolic process.
UCACAACAUCUAGUAAGUGGGCGUGUCUGUAGGGGGCGUAUCUUCCCGCCUCGGCACGGCUGAUACUGUUGUCGGUGAGGUGCCUAAGGAAAGGACCCGGCUUUACAUGGGCCCGGCCUUACAUGGGCCGCAGCAAUGUUGAAGACUGAGCGGAUUCUGCACCUGAAGACCCAGCGGGGCCGAACCCUGCGGGCCGUGAGGGAGCAUUACCUGAGGGAGGACGUGAGCUGCAGGAGCCCGCUGUGUACAGACUGUGCCCGAGAAGGAAAACUUUUAUCUGUGGAGCUGACACAUUAUGUUGUCCCAGACUGCCAAGUGUUGCAAGAUUACCAAGAGGUGCUGGAGUUUUCAGAGAUUCGGGGAGUCAUCUACAUGCAGACCGCAUGUCACGCCGUACAGCAUCACAGAGGCCGCAGACAGUACAAGAAGCUACGAUCCUUACUUCGCGAUGCUCGCCGUGAUUGCAUCUUUUUCCCCAAUGAGUUCCAGCACUAUGCUUAUCUCCCCAGAGAGAUGGGUGAGCCUGUUGAAGACUGGCAAUCGAGAUGUAUUUACAAUUCUUCCGUCUGGUAUUAUCAGCACUGUCAAGCUAAAAUACCCGUCAUUAUGGUAACUGAGAAUGAAAAGGUGAUCAGAAGGUACAGCAAUGAGACUGAAGGUGUCUACGUCUUGUCAUUUAAGAAUUACUUGGAGAUAUUUUGGCCACAUCUGAAAGGAGCCCUGGAGUUGUACAACUCAAUCCGAGAGGCUCUUCAAGAGCGUGAAACAGAAAGUCGUGAGAGUAAUGGCAAGGAGUACCAGGAGCAUCUGCCGCUGGAAAUUCUGGAAGCUGGAAUUAAGUCUGGUAGAUAUAAGCAGGGUGUACUCAGCGUGAACAAGCAUCGUUCUCAGCUCGAAGCCUUUGUGCGACUUCAGGGCCUGGCAGGCAAAAACUCUGACCUGCAGAGUGAUGUUCUGAUCCAUGGCACCAAGUCACGAAACAGAGCAAUCCAUGGAGACCUGGUGGCUGUAGAAAUUCUGCCUAAGUCUGACUGGAAGGGGAGAACAGGAGCUCUGUGUGAGAAUGAGGCAGAUGAGAGAACUGCGGAUACACAGAGUGACGUGAUGAUGACAGGUCGUGUGGUGGGAGCGUUGCAGCGAAAUUGGAGAGAUUAUGUGGCUACUUUCCCAUCCAAGGAAGAGACCCAAACUCAAGGAAAGAAUUCACAGAGGGUUCUAGUGACACCAUGGGACUACAGAAUCCCCAAAAUCCGAAUCAGCACACAGCAAGCAGGGGCACUACAGGAUUUCCGGGUGGUGGUACGAAUUGAUUCCUGGGAGUCCACCUCUCUCUAUCCUAACGGGCACUUUGUGAGAGCAUUAGGACUCAUUGGUGACCUGGAGGCAGAAAUUCAAACUAUUCUGGUGGAGAACAGUAUUAGCGUGAGUCCCUUCUCCGAAGCCCAGCUGGCAGAAAUGCCUACAAACACUCCAGAGAACCCAUGGCGGGUGGCACCAGAAGAAGAAGGUCGACGUGAUCUACGCAGUACUCAUUUGGUUCUCAGUAUCGACCCAAAGGGUUGUGAGGAUGUAGAUGAUACCUUGUCUAUUCGAGAACUGAAUAAUGGGCACUUGGAGCUGGGCGUUCAUAUUGCAGAUGUCACACACUUUGUGAAGACAAACUCUUACACCGAUAUGGAAGCAAAAGCAAGAGCUACAACAUACUACCUCGCGGAUCGUCGCUAUGACAUGCUGCCUGCUAUCCUCAGUGCAGACCUGUGCUCCUUGCUCGGAGGUGUUGAUCGGUAUGCGGUGAGUGUAAUGUGGGAGUUGGACAGCACAACAUAUGACAUCAGGAGGGUGUGGUAUGGCCGGACCAUAAUCCGCUCCUGCUACAAGUUGAGCUACGAAGUAGCUCAGCAGCUGCUGGAUGGAGAUCUGGAGCCACUGAACAUUGACCCUGAACUUCAGCCAGUUUCUCAGGACUCCACCAAACUGGACAGUCUUCUGUGGGCGAUACGUAAACUAACAGAGGUGGCUCGAGCUGUUCGGACACGGAGAGAUAUGAGUGGAGCACUGGAACUAGAGGGGGUAGAAGUUCGGGUGCAGUUGGGGGAGGAGCAUAGCAUUGAUGACCUAAUUCCUCAGCAACCUUUACAGGUGCAUGAGACUAUAGCAGAAUGUAUGAUCCUAGCCAAUCACUGGGUAGCCAAGAAGAUCUGGGAGAGCUUCCCCCAGCAAGCAUUACUCCGAUUACAUCCGCCUCCACGUCAGGAAUUCUUUAAAGAACUCAAAGAGACCGCACAGGCUAAAGGAUUUAUUAUCGACACUCGAUCUAAUAAAUCCCUGGCAGAUUCCCUGGAUAAGGCAAAUGACCCUACUGACCCUCUGGUGAAUCGUUUGCUGAGAACAAUGGCCACACAAGCCAUGUCUAAUGCUCAGUAUUUCUCCACGGGAUCGUGCACAGAGGAAGAAUUCUAUCACUAUGGUUUGGCCCUUGAUAAAUAUACACACUUCACCUCACCAAUCCGUCGAUAUGCCGAUGUUAUUGUGCACCGGCUUCUCCUGGCUGCUAUCCACCAGCGUACAAAAGAUCAUCUGCUCGGAAACAAGGACCUGGAGGAGCUGUGUCGCCACAUCAAUAAUCGCAACCAGGCUGCACAACACUGCCAGAAACAGUCUACAGAGCUCUUCCAGUGCAUGUUCUUCAAAGAUAAGGACCCAGAAAAUGACCAGCAGUGUACUUCUGAUGCCAUAAUAUACUCGAUCCGCACUAAUGGAGUGUUACUCUUCGUACCCAGGUAUGGCAUAAAAGGAGCCGCGUAUGUGAAGAACACAGAAGGCUUAGUCUUGACAUUUACUGAUGAUGGUUGUAGUUGGACUUCUGGAUCACUGAAACGUCUCCCGGACCGAAUCACAAUAACAGCUGAUGGGGGACACCAAACCUCAUUUUGUCUGUUUGAUCAUGUGACCGUACGAAUUGGGAUACAAAGCUCCCGCUGCCAUUCAGACAGCAUUCGCCUGAACAUCAUCAGUAAUAAGCCCCAUGUUUCCCAGGAGAUCAUGCCCUCCAGCACUGGUUCUGAUCUCUGCAAGACAGAACUUGUUCGGGAGGUGACCCGUACCGCAAUAGAGGCUCAGCAAGCUAAAGAGGAGGCAGCAGAGAAACAAUCCGGGUUACAAAACCAGGAAUAUCGACAAACUCGGGGGAGAAGCCUGUACACCUUGCUGGAGGAACUUCAUGACCUGGCCUUGCUGGAUGUGUCUGGGGAAUAGCAUCCCAGGCGGGAUCUCUGUACAAUGGC